GAUAGCUACUAACAGAUGGCCAUGAUGCAUCCAAAUGAUGAAGUAUCACACAUAAUUGGCCAUUCCAUCACUCUAUCUACACAGAUAUCAUAAUCUAGUCAGGACAUUCCGCUUUUAAAAUUCAGACUUUUGUUGUUUACUCAAAAUACACCGAGAAAGUGAAUGAGUCAGAUCAUAGGUUGGGGGGAAUUUGUUUCAUUACAGAGGCAAGAAAAAUUAUAAAAAAAAAAAAAAAGGACCAGAAGGGCAAACGAUGUUACUAGUUUUUACAGCCUCAUAAUUAAUCAGUGUCAGGACAAGUGAGAACAGAGACCUUAACCUCAACACAUAUAUAUCAGCACAAGGAAUUCCAAAUGUAACAACAGCUCAGUUUUUUUCAGUUGCAAAAACAUAUAUUUUAAUGGAAAGAGAGAUACUGACGAAGACGGUGAGAAAUAGAGAUGCUUCUUUCUCAUCCUAUCUCAGACCAGAUAACAAGGCAACACCAAUUACUACUGCUGCACCUAUUGAAGAUGCCACUACUGAGCUUAGCAUAUUCGAUGCUCGCAAAUACUUCAAUGAUGAUGACAGCAGCAACAACAACAACAACAAUGCUAACAAUAUUCAAAAGGUUAGCAUCAGCAGAGUCUCUCCCAUGGAGAGAAUUCCAGAGAGGGGUGAUGCCAUCAUCACAGAAGCAACCAGAUACUCCUCUGCUUCAUCCUCUGUGGACAGCUAUGCCCAAAUCAGAAACUACAGAGCCCAAUCGUUCCACACGGCAACUCCAACGGCUUCCUCAGAAGCCAGCUGGAACAGCCAGACAGGGUUGCUAUCUCACCCUCCAGGGGCAAUCCCUGUCUCAAUGCAAAACCCUCAAAACCCUAAAAACCUCCCAAACCCCAAAUUCUCCAAAUCAAUUUGGCUCCUAAGGCGGAAAUGUCCUUGCACGGGGAAAAAAUCAGUUCGAGUCAAAGAAUCAACACAAGAAUCCAAAUCUCAGAUAUCGCAACAAGAAAGAGAUUACGAACAUCACAACAACAACAACGUUCGUAAUCACAUCACACCGAAUAAUUGGAUUCUGAAUCAAACCCCAGCACCAAUACCAGCAUUAGCACCAGCAACCGCAACAAUUGUCGCUGCAAAAUCGCAACAAUUUAAUAAUUCUAACUCUCACAGAGUUGUUAGCUCUGUGAGAGUACCGUUCACUGAUGGAUUCACUUUCCCUGUGCUACACCCUAACAAUUCAAUCUCGAAACUAAAACUCGCGAACGUUAACAGCGUCGUCGAGGAAGAUCCGCCGCGUGAAUCCCUGGAGGUUUUCCGUCCGCCGGACGAGCCGUCUCCGAAUCCGUCGCCGAAGCAGCUCAACUUCCCGUUCCCGGCGAAGGCAAACGUCGUGGAAGACGACGCCGCGAGCGACGCGAGCUCCGAUCUCUUCGAGAUCGAGAGCUUCUCCACCGCGACGCAGUCGACCUACCCCGCCGCGUACCGCCGCAACAGCAGAGACUCGUUCGACGAAGCCUCCGCCACCGCCUCCGCUUCCGCCUCGACCUCCACCACCGCCACCGCCACCUCCACCGCGACAGGAUUCUUCUACGGCAGAAGAAGCAUGGACGAAGGUUCAACCACUCCAACGAUAACCGAAUGCUACGAGCCGAGCGAGGCGAGCAUCGAGUGGAGCGUGACCACCGCGGAGGGACACGACGACGCCGUUUCCAACGGCGUCGUCGUCGAAGAAAAGUGGAAGCGGAAAGGUGGAAACGGUUUGUUGGUGAGCUGUCGGAGCCAGAAGGCGGUUAGCGUGGGGCCGCAACCGGUGAAAUGUGGAUCAGAGGGACAAAGAAAUGCCACGUCAUCGUUAUCAUCACAUGUGAACGUGAUUGGGAGUGUAAAUAAGCCACCACUUGCUCAUGCUAGGGGUCACCGCAACGCACCUCGCGUGUCGCUUGCUUUCGCGACAUAGCCAUUUGCGUUGCGCGCGCGCGCAUUCAUGCACCUUCUCUUCUUCUCUCCCAAACAAACAAGACCCCGAGAAUAACGUCCGCGCGCGCUUUUUCCGUUUUGUUUGUUCCUUCCUCCGUUUUGAAUUAUUCUGUCGCCUUUUGUUUUCCUGUUCCAUUUAUAUAUAUCCGUUGGGGUCACGUUCUUUU
This is a messenger RNA of Glycine soja, 2129 nucleotides long. RefSeq names its product protein PHYTOCHROME KINASE SUBSTRATE 4-like. The record is from RefSeq and is a predicted model, not a curated record. Lineage: Eukaryota; Viridiplantae; Streptophyta; Magnoliopsida; Fabales; Fabaceae. The transcript has a single exon. The coding region runs from base 401 to 1942 and encodes 513 amino acids. Gene Ontology annotation, biological process: phototropism.